Molecule: messenger RNA, 1524 nt
Organism: Penicillium daleae
Lineage: Eukaryota; Fungi; Ascomycota; Eurotiomycetes; Eurotiales; Aspergillaceae
Product: MFS general substrate transporter
Exons: 5
Coding region: 1-1524 (507 amino acids)
Biological process (GO): transmembrane transport
Cellular component (GO): membrane
Molecular function (GO): transmembrane transporter activity
Source: RefSeq, a predicted model, not a curated record
AUGUCGAAACCAAUUAGUGAUCAUCUGGAAUCCUCGGAAUCCCUGGAAUACGGGGGUCCAACAGAUCAGAAUCAGGGACCAGAAUACACCAAAUCCGAUGCCUCGAACUAUGUGAUUGACUCGAAACUGGAGAAUCGAGUUAUUCGAAAGAUAGACUUUAUGAUCAUCCCGUUCAUUUGCAUCACGUACUUGGUCACUUAUAUUGACAAAGCCAUGCUUGGUUAUGCGGCCGUCUUUGGCUUGAAGGAAUCUUUGCAUUUGACAGGAACGGAGUACAGUUGGCUGGGAAGCAUGUUUUAUUUUGGCUACCUUGCUUUUGAGUAUCCUACUACAUUUGCCAUGCAAAAGCUACCCAUAUCAAAAUGGCUGUCGGUGAAUCUUUUUCUUUGGGGUGCAAUCACUAUGGCCUUAGCUGCCUGCGGGGGUUUCAAGUCAUUCCUCGCACUGCGCUUUUUGAUCGGUGCACUGGAAUCGUGUUCAACGCCUGCCUACCUCUUGAUCACCGCAACCUGGUAUACUGUUGAAGAGCAGCCAAUUCGAAUUGGCUGGUGGUCAACCUUCCUUGGCGUUGCAAAUUCAUUCGGUGGCCUGUUGGCUUUUGCCGUGGGUCAUAUCAAAGGGUCCUUGGAAUCAUGGCAAUACCAAUUCAUAUUCAUCGGAGCCAUAACGUGCGCUUGGGCUAUUUUCAUGGCGUUCACUCUGGCCGAGCGUCCCUCAACAGCACCAUGGCUUAAGGAAGACGAGAAGCAAGUUGCCAUUAGACGCCUGGGACCAAGACACCACGGUUCAAAUUUCAACGAGAUAAAGAAGUACCAGAUUCUGGAAGCGGUCUUUGACCCCAAGACUUGGCUUUUCUUCCUUUGUGGUGUGGCAACCCAGGUGGUCAACGGUGCCGCCAGUAACUUCGGCAGCCUGAUUAUCCAAGGAUUUGGCUAUUCCAAUCUAGUUACGACUCUGUUCCAGAUACCAUAUGGAAUGAUUAUUCUGGUAUCCAAUGUUUCUGCGAUGUAUUUGCAGCGGUGGUUACCAGGCCAGAAGCGAUGCCUUGUCGCCGUGCUGUAUGUGUGUCCGGCUCUAGCCGGCGUUGUUGGGAUCCACACAAUUUCCCGCGAUCACAAAGUCGCACUUUUAGUGUGUUACUGGUUGACGAGUACCUAUACCGCCUCUUUCGCCAUGAUCAUGUCUCUCAUUACAGCCAAUACUGGUGGCUCCACGAAACGGUCUGUCGUCAACGGCAUGUUCUUUAUCUCAUAUUGCGUGGGUAACAUAAUUGGACCUUUCUCGUUCAAGAGCAACGAGGCCCCGAAAUAUACGUCUGGAAUCGUGGCGAUGUUGGUGGCAUACUGUGCUGAGAUCUUCUUGCUCCUGGCAUUUGCGACCUAUGCAGCCAUGCAGAACAAGAUCAAAGACAAGAUUCUUAGGGAAGCGGGACUGAGCUUGGAGAAUCAAAUUCAUCAAUCCCUGGAAGAGACACCAGUGGAUCAAACUGAUAUGGAAGAUAUAUACUUCCGUUACACAUACUAG